This is a messenger RNA of Seminavis robusta, 1002 nucleotides long. The record is from the annotation of a GenBank genome assembly. Lineage: Eukaryota; Bacillariophyta; Bacillariophyceae; Naviculales; Naviculaceae.
AUGUCUUCUUCUAUGGAUGAUAAUAUCGGCGACAAUGUGGGCAAAAACCAAAUCUUCAUUAGCCACGACAGUCGCGACCGUGAGCUCGUCCAUGUGAUUGCCGAAACUUUGAAGCGGGUGUCGCAAGAAAGUGUUCGCGUGUGGUUCAGCUCUGAUGAGUCAACCCCCACCGGUGGCAUGUCGCCUGGAUCCAUCUGGUUGGAUGAGAUUCGGCUCCAAAUAUUAAAGUCUAAAUUGAUGAUUGUCGUACUGACGCCGCUGAGUCUGGACCGACCGUGGCUAUCCUUUGAGACGGGAUAUGCUUCGGCCACUGAAGGUUGCAAUGUGGUUCCGGUUUGCGUGGGAAUUGACAAGAAGGAUAUUUCAUUUCCGCUUGCCAUGUAUCAGUGCUAUCAGUUAGUGGACUAUGAAUCCCUGAAACGAUUUGUUGCCCUGAUAUUGGCGCAGUAUGAUAUACCUUUUGACGAAGAAGUUGUGAAACCGAUUUUACGUGAGGCUAUUCCGAAGUUGAUCCAGGCAAUGGCUCCACCCUAUGGCAUGGAGACGGACCAAGAGGAACCCACAGAGCUUGCUCAAGUCAAAGAGCAUAUCGAUCUCCAAUUUGCGGAUCUAAAAGGAAGGAUUUCUGCCUUGAAUAAGAAAAGUGAUAGCGGGGAAUUGAUGAUUCCGCUCAACUCUUUUUCUUAUUCGGUCGAGUUCCAAAUCGAUUUCCCCUUGCUGAAGCGCACCGUUUACUUGGAAAUGGACCCUGACACUACAGUCCAAACUGUGCUCGACAAUGCCUACGGCAUGCUAGCCAACCAUCUUAAACCAUGGACAUAUCUUACAUGCUGGAUCAUUCAAAGUCGGACUUCUGGCAGAAACUUGGUCAUUCGAGAGAUUGCAGACAUGGUACCGGCGCAGGUGGUGUUCACAGAUGGGUCCAAAUGGAAGAUUAUGCCCCUAAAACGUCCAUGGAAUGGUGCAGAUGCCAGGUCGUCAUUGUUUUAUGGGGUGGAGUGA